GUCAGUUGGCAUUCAACAGUUUUCUAAUGCACUCGUGCGAAUUUAUGCAUCAUUAAAUCGUGAAUGAAAAGGUGUAAUGCAGGAUAUCAAUGAACAUCCUACACAUUUUUCAAGAUUCAAGGUCAAAAUACUCGCCCGUAGCAUUCAUCUUGACGGACUAACCAGAGAUCAUUCAACAGCUGCCCUCCCCAAAGAUGUCAGACGUCCCCCAAUCAUUCCACGAAGUCUAGUCGGUGUUCUUCCGGAAUGCAACCGCCCUCAGCCACAACCAGAUAACCGAAAAAUUCUCAAAAUUCGGUGUGAUAGAGAGCAUCCACCAGACAGGGACAUCGAGAGGCCUCUGUUUCGUGAAAUUCACGACCGAAAGAAGCGCGGAACGAUGUGCAUUAGCCAUGAGGAACGAUCCCACAGUGCAACUACAAGCAUUCGACCCUAACUCUCCCAACCGAGCUUACAAGCUGCGACCUGGGUACAGCCCAGGGAGCUGCACCAAGAAUAAAACAAAUCCUGUGAUAACAGACCUCGAGGCGUCUCCAGAUGAACCAAACAGAAAUGUUUCCAAGGAACCUAGGACGAUCAGAUCAUCGAAUGAACCAUCUUACUAUAGUAUUUUGAGAGCAUUGGAGGAGAAGGGACCAGAGAACAAAGCAGAUAAUUAUCCCAUGAUCAGUUUGGACUACUACGAAGACAUUAUCGAGGCCUCGAUCGAUCACUUCGAGACGAUUCACCCAAAAACUAGAGAGGAAUCAAUAAAAAUACUGUCACACGUAUGCAAGGACAUCCCAGAGAUCGUGAAGAAGGUGACGAUGCUCUCAGAGGAUGAAACUCCUAAACUGGAAAAAUCGUUCUACGUGUUGAAGAGAUCACAAGUGCAGUGGGAGGAUCUCCAAGGAGUUGAUGUUGAGUACGUUCCAGCUGUGGCGAUUGUCGUUGGAAACAUUCCAAUGUCCUGUGGAGUGGAGAUCUUCCUACGGAUGUUCGAGGAGUAUCAGCCUAUCGUCGCCUCCAAGGUGAAGACGACUGCAGAGGGAUUACGUUAUUGUUGGAUUCAUUUUCGGGAAGUUUGCGAUUGCGCGGCUGUUGAACAGCGUUAUGAUGGGGUAGAAGUCGAUGGGAAUUUUUUGGUUGUGCAGGGGGCCAAGAUGUUGAAGGAAGAGUGAAGGCGCAGAAUUGUUAUGUUAGAGACUGAAUCUCAUCAUACAAUUACGAGUAUUCGACCCUAGUUGUACUGCCCAGGAGCUGUACCAAGAAUGAAAUGAAUCUUGUGAUAAAAGACUUCGAGGCGUCUCCAGAUGAACCAAACAGAAAUGAUUCCAAGAAAUUUAGGACGAUCAGAUCAUCGAAUGGACCAUCUUACUCUAGUAUUUUGAGAGCUUUGAAUGAGAAGGAACCAGAGAACGAAGCAGAUAAUUAUCAGAUAAUUAUUCCUUCAGUUUAGACUCCUACGAAGACAUUAUCGAGGCCUCGAUCGAUCACUUCGAGACGAUUCACCCAAAAACUUGAGAAGAAUCAAUAAAAAUGUUGCACCAAUAUUGUAUAAACUAGAAAAAUCGUUCUACGUGUUGAUGAGAUUACAAGUGAAGUGGGAGUGUCUCCAAAAAGUUGACCUAGGGUGGUUAUAUUUAGAGAAUUGAAGACAUUCUUUGUUUCAUAAUUUUUGAAAAUAGGAUUACUGUAUUCUCAGGAGCUCAGAUCUGGCUGUCGUGGUGAAUUCUAUCAAUGUAUUUUUGAAGAAUCAGUCAUUAUUUUUAU
This is a messenger RNA of Diachasma alloeum, 1752 nucleotides long. RefSeq lists its product as uncharacterized. The record is from RefSeq and is a predicted model, not a curated record. NCBI's taxonomy places the organism in Eukaryota, Metazoa, Arthropoda, Insecta, Hymenoptera, Braconidae. The coding region runs from base 393 to 1160 and encodes 255 amino acids. The transcript is spliced from 2 exons. Gene Ontology annotation, molecular function: RNA binding.